Molecule: messenger RNA, 258 nt
Organism: Wallemia ichthyophaga EXF-994
Lineage: Eukaryota; Fungi; Basidiomycota; Wallemiomycetes; Wallemiales; Wallemiaceae
Exons: 2
Coding region: 1-258 (85 amino acids)
Source: RefSeq, a predicted model, not a curated record
AUGACCCUGGACACGACAACACCCGUCUUCAACGAGUUCAUUGCAAGACAAAGCGUCACGACGCUAUCCUCAAUUAACUUGCAAAGUUCUUCCGUGCUGCUGUUGCCGAGCGCUGGAGGUGUUCCAAAUCCAGCGACGCUUGAUCUUUUCAAGGCAUGGAAGAAGGUCAUACCAAGCUAUGCUCUUGAUGCGGCUGAUAAGAUUUGCGCUCGUCAGGAAAAGAUUGGAGAGCUUGAAACUGAUCAAGUGGAGGAAUAG